Messenger RNA from Amoebophrya sp. A120, 3190 nucleotides. Lineage: Eukaryota; Dinophyceae; Syndiniales; Amoebophryaceae. The record is from the annotation of a GenBank genome assembly.
UAUCAAUUAACUACUGACAAACGAGCUUUUCAUUUUCUUGUAGCCCGCGGAACAAGUUGACGCAGUAGCUGCAUGGAAAUAAUAGACUUGAACAUCGAAGCAGCAUGGCGGGCAUUUGAAAGAGGAUCUCAAACCUUUUAGCCACGUACGUAAGUACCUACAUGCAAAGAGAGCAGAAAAAGAGACUCUUCAAAAUGUGACCACUAGUUGACAUUUGAAAAUUGCAAAAUUCUAUGUAGUACAUGAACAAAUACAAACAUCAAGGAAAAACGCUAGUACAGUCCUCAACCAAAAAAAAACGCUUUUGAUUGUCGCUGGUAGAAGACUGGAGGGUACAGUUACACCAGAAUAAACUUGGACUCAAAAAGUAUACAAAUCUUGGAUUCAUCAGUAAAGACCCGACCCUCAUAUCAUCUCUUUACACGGACUAUUACUACACCCUCUACGCAAUAAAAAAUGGGCGGAGGACGACGGGUGGACCAGCAGCAGAACCCAUCAGCGGGCACCGGUAGCAAACACAGCAAAGCUCCUGCCGCGCCCGCGACCUCCUCAAAUACCACUGCUCAAACCCAGUUGCAGCGUCAGUUGGAGGAAGAAUUAGCUCGGUUGAACUUGAGUCCGGAAGAAGCGCGCGCGCGACAGGAGCAGCUGGAGGAGGAGGAGCGGCAGGCGCAGGCCCGGCGGCAGAAGAAGGCGGACAAUGCCGAGCGGGAAAGGCUGAAAAAGGAGCGGAAGGACCGUGAGCGGAAGCAGCAGGCGUGGCAGAAGUCGAAGUUUUUGGAUAAGUGCAUGUUCGGCAAGUGCGUGGAUGUGGACGAGGAUGAACAAGAGAAUGGAGCAACUACAGGGACUUCCUCCUCAACCAAGAACAACAAGAAAUCCUCCUCCUCCAGCCAGGCUGCCAGCGACUCGUGGGACAACUACAACGGGGAAUGGGAUCAUCUGUUGGAAUGGAGCACAGACGAAUGUCAGUACGUCGUAAAGAAGGACCUGCGGCAGUACUGCAAAGUGAUCGGCGACAUCAAUAAUUUCCACGGUCUGCAGUUCAAGUGCCUCCUGUGUCGGACGAAAUCGACGAAGAAGCCGAAGGAAUUCUACUGGGAGCACUCGCAGGACCCGGAGCAUUUAGUAGAAGUGAAGAAUCGGCAGAUUGCCAUGGACACGCUGCGGCUGGUGCUCGACAAGAUUCUCGACAACACCGUUUCCACCGUGGAGCCGCGGAAAAACUGCCCCUACCUCAUGUUCGUCAUGAGUGAGGAUUAUUUCCUGAAGGCAAAUGUCUGCAAGAUGCGCUGUCUUUUAUGUGGAGAGCAUCAGGACGAGGUAGAGGCGGUUCUUGUACUUUUUCACGCAUAGACUUAGACAGAGAAUGAGAAUCAACGAAGGGGCGGUGGUGCCCAUUUUGUUUUCAGUGUCCUUCUCUUGUUGCGUCUUAUAUAUCCAAAUCACUCAAAGAAGAGAGACUAUUUAGUACUACGUCACUCAAACUACGCCUACGACCAUCAGGUUCUGACCCCGAAACACCUGGAGAAGCUGGAGAACCUACAGUGGUCCUGUGAGGGCAACAAGAAGCACCAGAAGCAAGCCUGGAUGUUUAGUCGCGAGGGCAUGCAAUGCCGCGACUACGAGCCACAGCGUCAGCAGAUUCUGGACAUCAAGAAGCGCAUCAUCAGUGCCGCACCAAUUCCGGAAUUCUACAAGCUGAAUAGUAGUUUUAAUACGGCGACAUCAAGUACUACGACGACAACAUCUGGUGAAAAAAACGCCAAUUCUUCCUCAUCGAAAGACACAGCGCACAGCAGUAAGCGAUCGAGCAAUUUGGACGACACAAACGUUGACGAGGAGGACGAAUUAUGCAUUGCAAAAGUAUCGUACUCGUAUAAAUUUAAAUGCAUUACAAAUUUCCCCAGCAUGAGAAAUAAGAUUUGUAGUGCAGAUUUGUCGUGGACACGAUAUUUGUAAUGCAAGACUUGCAUUUAAAUUUAUACGAGUGCGAUACUUUUGCACAGGAUACGAGUAUGAUUUUUCAAGCGAUCUCAGUUCUGAAGCCAGCAUCUGAGCAGCUAAUAUGGCGUAUUUGUAUUUACGCAUGGUCUCGUCCUUCCCUAUUUGCAAGAUGAAAGUUGUCGAUACCAUUCACGGCAGAGGGUGCACUUCGCAAAUAACGACCUUCGUCGAUUUGGAAUAAGUAGCAGGGGUAGAAGAGAUUGAACGAACAAGACAUGGACUAAGUGAUAGGAUUGUCAGGCUUGCGCCAAUGUUUUCGAUACGAUAAGAUCUUCAGCGAAGAAGUGUCUCCAUUUGGGCGGGCGGCUUCCUAAUAAAUCCUAACCUUCAAUCAUUGUUCCACUGGAUUCUUGCUCCACUUCUAGCUCUCUGUCGAUUGUAUCUCCGUGCAUAAUUCGCGUCGGACAUAGGAAGAGAGUAGACAAUUUUUGUAAAACUUUUUUGGAAUACGAAUAUUCGGUCACAAUCACACGACUAGUAAAAAUUCAACCAGUUUUGCUAGUCAUGCCCAAGUAGUCACAGUUUUUGUGUUGUCAAGUGUGCUGCUCAAUGUUUGAUGCCGUUUUCUUAUUCUUUGAUGUUGUCGUGGGUGGAUCGCUCCUGCUUUUUACUAUGACGACGCAGUCGUGUGACGCCAUUUCAUGCUGGUACGUUUUGACUACAAGUUUUGGGUGCGUGCAUAUGCAUUUCGUACUCCGACGCACGCAGCUGUAAAUCUUCGUUCCCUCGGUGAAAUGGGCAAGAAGUUUGAUUUUUUCUGGUAUCUACAGGUACCCAUGGGCAUAGAUAGGAUCGACAUUUUUCUUGAUAAACCUCCGCGAUGUACCAUGGACAUACGGCGUUGAAGACCUUAAGUGCAUGUAUAUGACGACAACUUGACGGGUUGAAAAACACAUAUACGUUCUCAUAAAUUAUCGGUGAUUUUUAUCAACAUUGAUUGUCACGCAGACAAGGUCAUCUGCGGUGUUGUUUUCAUGCCUUUCUUGGACCCAAUAGUGCCCGUCGAAAUGAAUAUCGUCCACGCGAGUUAAAAAAAUCUCGUCGUCGCACUUCGUUUCGUCUCUCGUCCUUGGAAAAUCAGGUGUGCGUCCGAGAAGCCGUAGAGGAUAUUUUGUACCACGUACUGCGACCGAGCCCAGCAGCAAGAACAUACUUUUGUAGUAGUUUUUGCGGAAAAAUAAAA